Molecule: messenger RNA, 2067 nt
Organism: Eufriesea mexicana
Lineage: Eukaryota; Metazoa; Arthropoda; Insecta; Hymenoptera; Apidae
Gene: Mgat1
Product: alpha-1,3-mannosyl-glycoprotein 2-beta-N-acetylglucosaminyltransferase
Exons: 11
Coding region: 363-1802 (479 amino acids)
Biological process (GO): protein N-linked glycosylation
Cellular component (GO): Golgi apparatus
Molecular function (GO): alpha-1,3-mannosylglycoprotein 2-beta-N-acetylglucosaminyltransferase activity
Source: RefSeq, a predicted model, not a curated record
CACAACAAAUAUCUACGUGGCUCCAUCGUACGGUUGAGAUCAAGGUUCUCUGAUGAUUUUCCUAAGGGAAAGCGAUAAUUUUCUUUCCGAACAAAUUUCCGCCGCGUCUGCCGCGUAACUCAACAAUGGAGUUUAUAACACAUUGUCGAUAUGUGAGAUUUGGCAAUUUUAUUUAAAAUUCUGUUUAAGAAAUAACAAACUUAAUAAACGUAUCUAUUUUAUUCGAGAAAUUGUCGAUUAUUAGACAAUAAAAUCGUGAGACAAUUGCUUAUCACUCACGAGAAAAUGCUUGUUCUCGUAUAACGACACUCGAUAAGCGGUUACGUGGGUAUCAUAAUGAUGAGGUGACACCUGGUCCUGCCAUGCGGAACAGGUCAGUCACUGUUAUUUUCGGCUCUCUUGUUCUGUGGGGCUUGAUUACAUAUUUUUUGAUUUCUGAUCAACCAGUGAAUAAGGAACGGGAUGCAGCUAGAGUAUCAAAUCAGAUUAAUAAAUUGGAAAGAAGAGUAAAGCAAGAAAUAGCAUUAAAUCAAGAAUUACUUGAGGAUAUUAAGGAAGAUCAGCAACGUAAAAAAAAAAUAGAUAUUGUAAAUGCAAAUAUAGAUGAAAAACAAAGAGAUAAAAAUCAUGUCAAUCAAGACAAGAUUUUCUUUAAAAAGGAGAAAAAGGAUAUAGAAAAUAAUAAAGAUGUACAGCAAUUACAAAUAGACUCUGUGUAUUCAAUUGAAACCUCCUAUAAUGUUCCUACAAAGGGAAAGCUACCAAAUGGAUCUCCAAUAAUAGCAAUUUUGGUGUUUUCUUGCAAUCGCAUUACUGUACAAAGGUGCCUCGAUCAAUUGAUCAGAUAUAGGCCCAGCAUAGAACAAUUUCCAAUUAUUGUCUCAGAAGAUUGCCAACAUCGACAAACUGCGGAAGUUAUUGCGAAAUAUAGAAAUCAAAUAGUGCACAUACAACAACCUGAUCAAUCUGAUAUCGAAGUACCACCGAAAGAGAAGAAAUUCAAAGGGUAUUUCAAAAUUGCACGUCAUUAUGGAUGGGCUCUUAAUUAUGUAUUCUUUCAACUUAGAUAUGAUACUGUGAUAAUAGUUGAAGAUGAUUUGGACAUAGCCCCAGAUUUUUUUGAAUACUUUUUGGGCACAUAUCCUUUAUUAGUAUCUGACAGUUCUUUAUGGUGUGUAUCCGCGUGGAAUGAUAAUGGUAAAGCUGGUUUGGUCGACGAGAAUGCAGUAAAUGUAUUAUAUAGGACAGACUUCUUCCCUGGGUUAGGCUGGAUGUUAACGCGGCAAUUAUGGACUGAACUUUCACCGAAAUGGCCCAAAUCGUAUUGGGAUGAUUGGAUAAGACAACCCGAACAACGUCAAAACAGAGCCUGUAUUCGACCAGAAAUAUCUAGAACUAGAACAUUUGGCAAAACUGGAGUGAGCAAUGGAAUGUUCUAUGAAAGGCAUUUAAAAUAUAUCAAACUGAAUACUGAAUUUGUGCAUUUCACAAAAAUGAACUUAACUUACUUAUUAAAAGACAAUUAUGAUAUAAAUUUCGUCAAUGAAGUAUACCAAUCGACGGUGGUGAGUUUUUCGGAAUUGAAAAGUGGGAAAGUUGUAGCAUCUGGUGCAGUACGAAUUCCUUAUUAUUCCAGACAAGCAUACAAAAAUACUGCUAAGCAGUUUGGAUUAAUGGAUGAUUUUAGGAGUGGUGUACCAAGGACUGGUUAUCGUGGAGUAGUCACUUUCUUUUACAAGGGAAGACGAGUACAUUUAGCGCCUAGUGCAAAUUGGAAUGGUUAUGACAUAACAUGGAGCUAACAGAAAAUGUGACAUCAUUUUUUUUUCAGAUAUGAACAAUUGCUUCCUUGACGUUCGUUGAAAUCGAACUAAUAUUUCAACUAUGUCGAACAUAUACAUAUGAUACAGACGUUUAUUGAUUAUAAGUAUUAUGAGUCGAAUGUGUCAACGAAUUAAUCAAGAAUAAUGGCUGCUUGUAAUUUUCCUUUAAAGAAAAAAUUUCUUUUUCUUUACAAAGAAAAGUCUAGAAAAUUCCUCAACGAAAUUCGGAUAAGCAUUAUUAUAU